AUGAAUAAAGAAAUCUUGCCUUAUGAAGCUAUGUUGUAUAUUGAACCAUACUUACAUUCAUCUACAGAAGAAAUUAACAAAAGAGACUUAAUGAAUUUAUGUCUUGAUCGUAUUAAAGCUUAUUAAAAAGUUUAUUAGUAAUAAUUCUCUUUUAUUUAGGUUGUUUGGAUAAAUAGAUUAAGCUGAAUUAUCAAAAGAUGAAAAAAGAUCAACAGAAUUAAAUUCUAAAGCCAUUAAAAUUUAUAAUGAAUAUCAAUGUUAUGAUAACAAUGAUUAGUUUUGGAUUCAAGAUAAUGCCGCGCAUUUUUUUUUAGAAUUAGCAUAUUCCGAAACUGAUGAAAGAAUCAAUGAAUUCAUUAAAUAUUAAAGACAACUAUUUUAAAUUAGGUGUGAAGAAUAUCUUAAAUAUGAUGAAAACAAUUAAAGAUUAAUUAAAAUGUAUCAAAUGUUAUUGGAUGAUAAAGAUUAAAUCAUCAAACUUACUCAACAAGAUUGGGAAGAAGAAUUACCUAAAAUAUAUCGAUUGCCUAAUUAAACUAAUAAUUUAGGACGAUAAAUUGUAUUGGGAACUGGAAAGGCCUAAUUAAGACAAUUUAAUAAUAGUAAAAAUUAUCUAAAAUUCUUUAAAGUAUGUAUCUAAUCUAUAAAUUUAGAUACCUUUUUAUAAUGUAUUGAAUACUGUCUCUUAAUUACAUACAUAUAUUAAAAAUGGAUAUGCUUAUAUUCAUGCUGAUGAAUUGUAAGUAGAUUAUUAUUAAUUCUUAGAAAAUUCUGCUUAUUAGAUGUCUUCUUGGGAAGAAUGAAAAAAAGAAUGUAAUCUAAUCAAAACUAAUAUCAAUAUGAAUUAUUGAAAUAGGAUGAAGACAUUGUUAAUAUGUUUAAGGCAAUCAUAUCAACUGAUUCAGGUAUUUUAAGUUAAAAAUAAAAUAAUUUUGAGUAAGACUCUCUAAAUGCAUCGACAGUAAAAUAAUAAUCAAAAGAGUAAGAUUAAAAAUUAAUAUUUUUUAAGUUAUUUUCCUCUUUGUAUGGAGUAUUUAAUUGAUAAAUUGGAGGUCAAUCAUCAUUUGAAACAUUCUGGUAGAUAAUAGAUUUAAUUAUUUUUUAAAUCAGCUGGAAUGAAAUUGAAUGAAGCUAUUAAAUAUUUGAGAAGUAAUUAUUAAACAUUAUUAAAGUGUAGUUUUAAUAAAAGAUAAGUGAAUAAGAUUUUGAUAAGAAUUAUCUCUACAAUAUUAGACAUAAUUAUGGUUAGGAGGGUAAAAGAGAAAAUUAUUAAUGUUUUACAUGUGCAUACAAUAUGGUAAGAUUAUAUCAUUAUAUAAAUAAUAGAAAUAAAAUCCAGGAAAUGAUGAAUAUCAUGGAUGUCCAAUAAAGAGUUUUAAUUCUGAUGCCCUUGAGAAAUACUUAAAGUUUAAGAACUAUUAAGAAACAGACAUAAAAAAAGUACUCGAUUUAAAAAAAUAAAACCAUUUCUAAUUGGCUUGCACUGAAAUCUGGCAUGCUAAAAAUAAGAAUAGUCAAGUUAAUAUAAUUAUUGAUAAUCCGGUUGUAUUCUAUAGAGAAUCCUUGAAUCAUCACAAAAAGGUUUAAUUAAAAAUUGAAACAGAAGAACCAAUAACAAAUUGA
Molecule: messenger RNA, 1623 nt
Organism: Paramecium sonneborni
Lineage: Eukaryota; Ciliophora; Oligohymenophorea; Peniculida; Parameciidae
Source: the annotation of a GenBank genome assembly